Arxiozyma heterogenica is the source of this 1899-nucleotide messenger RNA. RefSeq names its product Ngr1p (gene NGR1). The transcript has a single exon. The record is from RefSeq and is a predicted model, not a curated record. NCBI's taxonomy places the organism in Eukaryota, Fungi, Ascomycota, Saccharomycetes, Saccharomycetales, Saccharomycetaceae. The coding region runs from base 1 to 1899 and encodes 632 amino acids. Gene Ontology annotation, molecular function: mRNA binding.
AUGAUAUCAUCACCACAAUCAACAUAUUCUUCAUCUUCAACUUCUACAUCGAUACAUUCACCAAUAUCUACUAAUAUUAAUAUUCCGUUACCACCAAGUUCUACAAUUGAAACCUCUGAUGAACCUCCAAGGACGCUUUGGAUGGGUGAUUUAGAUCCCAAUUUUGAUGACUUGACUAUAAUGGAAAUUUGGCAUCAUCUAGGAAAAAGAGUAGUUGUUAAAUUAAUUAAAGCGAAGAAAAAUUUACUCAUACCAUGCAGUAGCAAUAACAACAAUAGUAGUAAUAAUGGUUCUAAUCUAUCUGAUUCUGUAUUUGAUACUUUUGAUUCGGCAAACAUUGAAAAAAUUAACAUUAAUGGUAUAUCCUUUAUUGAUCCAUCUGUCACACCUUUACAUCAUGCUGGGUAUUGCUUCGUAGAAUUCGAAUCACAAAAUGAUGCAAUAUAUGCAUUAUCUUUAAAUUCCAAACCUAUUCCAAACUUUAAAUCUCUCUCAACAAACCUAUGGACUAACCCAACAAAUAAAAGAACUUUUAGAUUAAAUUGGGCUUCUGGUGCAACUUUGAACAGCUCGAUUCCAUUAAAACCAGAAUUUUCUUUAUUUGUAGGUGAUUUAUCCCCAACGGUCACUGAAGCCGAUUUGUUGACUUUAUUUCAAAAAAAAUUCAAAUCUGUUAAAACUGUAAGAGUCAUGACAGAUCCAAUGACUGGAGCAUCCCGUUGUUUCGGAUUUAUCAGAUUUGGUGAUGAAUUGGAAAGAUCUAAAGCUGUCAUUGAAAUGAACGGGACUUGGUUUCAAGGUAGAGCCCUAAGGGUGGCAUUUGCUACUCCAAGAAAUUCAGGUGUGACACCAUUGUCAUCUGGUCCCUUCUGUAUGGGUCAGCAAACUGGCCACCUUUUUAAUUCUGCAAUUAAUAAUAACAAUGCAACUUCAUCGAUCGUUAAUAGUAACUCGUUUCCAAAUAAAAAUAUAAUACCCAAGAAUAAUCCACUUGUAUCAUCAUAUAGUAACAACAACAACAACAACAACAACACAAACUUCAUGUCCGCUAAUGGUACUGCAAAUUAUUCAAUACCCUCCCCAUCAAGUGACAUCCAAGAUUUCCAAUAUAUUACAAAUGAUCCCACCAACACUACCAUCUUUGUAGGUGGAUUAAACUCAAGUAAUAUCAGCGAAUAUAAAUUAAUCUCAUUGUUUCAACCUUUUGGUAAUGUUGUAUCUGUUAAGAUUCCCUUAAAUAAAAAUUGUGCAUUUGUUAAAUUUCAAAAUAGAAUUGACUCUGAAGCUGCAAUGCAAGGAAUGCAAGGUUUUGUUAUCGAUGGGUCUCCAAUAAGACUAUCAUGGGGUAAAACAAACACAAAUACACAUAUUCCACAAGUAACAACAGUAACAGCAACAAAUAAUAGUGCUACGACGAUACCAAUCAGUAUGACCCAUAGCAAUAGAUUUAUCUCAAAUUGUACUAAUAUUCAACAACAAUCUGAUUUGUUACCUACUUUCAACGGAUCAAUGUGGAGUGAUUCAGUUAAUAAUAUAAACUAUGCAAAUUCAAACCAAUUAUUCCAAGGAAUCUCAGGCUAUUCAAAUGAGUUGUUUAACACUGAUAAUAGCAAAAAUUAUAAUUAUCAAAAUCAUCCUAAUACAAAUGUGAAUACAAACACGAAUGCGAACCAAUGCUAUGGACUAUCUUCUUCAAAUCAACAAACAGAUAUGUUAUAUGGUACACAUUCUACGUUAACCAAUACUAUGGCACCAAAGAUAAACUCAUUAUAUUAUGAAAAUAAAUCGUCAUUGUUAAAUAAACAAUUUCAACCAAAUUUUUCAAGUGAAAUCAAUUACCAUUCAUACUUAAAUCAAGCAAAUCAAAACCUACAAUAUUACAAUACUAUAUUCCAUUAA